This is a messenger RNA of Meloidogyne enterolobii, 193 nucleotides long. Lineage: Eukaryota; Metazoa; Nematoda; Chromadorea; Rhabditida; Meloidogynidae. The record is from the annotation of a GenBank genome assembly.
UGAUUAUAUGGAUAGAAUUGUUCAUGAAGAUGAAUGUAAACUUCUAUACACGGAUACCGAUAGCUGCUUCUACUUGCACAGACGAAAUAAAAAACCACCAUUUCGCGUAGGAGACAUGCUUGGAAUGAUGAGCCGCGAAUAUGAAGAUUGGAACAUUAUUGCAUUUUGUACCGGAGGAUGCAAACAGGUUUAG